This is a messenger RNA of Mesorhabditis belari, 975 nucleotides long. Lineage: Eukaryota; Metazoa; Nematoda; Chromadorea; Rhabditida; Rhabditidae. The record is from the annotation of a GenBank genome assembly.
AUGACACAAGAGAAGAAGAAGCCAAAAUUGGAGACAAUUCAGACCCUCCGAGCUCUCUCGAUCAUUUCUGUUCUCGUCUAUCACACGAGCUAUUGGGCAUCAAAGGGAGAUCUUGGAGUACAUAUCUUCUUUGUGAUUUCUGGAUAUUUAAUGGCAAUGAUUCUUUCGAAAACCGGUGUCACAUUGGAGUCCACAAAAGAUUUUUAUCUUCGACGAGUCAAAAGGAUUGUCCCAUUGUACUUAAUUACCUUGCUGGGAAUUCAAAUCGGAAGCAGCUUACUGCUGACAAAAGACAAACAUCGAAGAACCACUCAAGACACGAUUUUGGCUCUGAUUUUUGCGAGGAAUAUGCAUUUUGAGUGGGAUAAUAUUUCUCCUAGUAUUCAUUUAUGGACAGUGAGCACGGAAAUGCAGUAUUACUUGAUUGUACCAAUCAUUUUCUACUUCUUGUUGCCGAUGAGCUAUUGGAAAAAAGUGGUGAUGAUGGGGAUGAUUGGAACUGGAUCUUGUCUUCUUUAUAUGACUCUCCCAUUGGUGACUGGAAUCUAUUUCAUGCCAAGUCGCCUCUUCGAAUUCCUUCUCGGAUCACUCACCUUCUUCACGGAAAUCGAGAUUCGAAAGUUCUUCGAUAAACGGUCUGCCAAUUCAAUCCCGGAAAAGAGUAUCCCUGACAUUGUGCUCAAUUCAGCAAAACGAGAAUCAUUUCUUGGUGCGAUCAAAAGUCAAUUCUCAAAAGAAAACCUUUGUUCAUCGAUUUCUCUUCUUUUCUUCUUGAUUUCAUGUGUAUUCUGCUUUCUAUUAACUGGAACGAGUGAAGAGAACGAUGUCUUUAUUGUGUUAUUAUGUGCAGCUGGUACAAUAUUUUUUGCCAAUAUUGGCAACGAGCUACUCAUCAAUCAUCAAGUUCUUUCCUAUAUUGGAGAUAUCUCUUAUGUUCUUUAUUUGGUACAUUUCCCCAAUCUAUGUCUUUCUUUC